Messenger RNA from Exaiptasia diaphana, 1674 nucleotides. RefSeq names its product UPF0160 protein MYG1, mitochondrial. The transcript is spliced from 8 exons. Gene Ontology annotation, cellular component: nucleus; cytoplasm. NCBI's taxonomy places the organism in Eukaryota, Metazoa, Cnidaria, Anthozoa, Actiniaria, Aiptasiidae. The coding region runs from base 49 to 1155 and encodes 368 amino acids. The record is from RefSeq and is a predicted model, not a curated record.
GCUKUUUGGGAUACCUGUGUUACUGCCCCAUAAAUCAUUGCGGGACCGAUGUUUUCCCGCGUGGCUCAAAAUCGGACUUCAUUUGUGUUUUGCAGUUUUUUGACCAGACGAAACGUCUCUUUUGCUCCUUCUACGCACGGAAUGGAGUCAGUAUCAGCUAAAAAGCCUCAUCUAGAAAAGAAGAUUGGAACUCAYAAUGGGACCUUUCAUUGUGAUGAAGUUUUGGCUUGCUUUAUGCUGAAGCAGCUGCCUGAAUACAAAGAUGCUGAAAUCAUUAGAACAAGAGACCCUGCUCUUCUUGAUACAUGUAAUGUUGUUGUUGAUGUUGGAGGGGUAUAUAGUCCAGAGAAGCAUCGAUACGAUCAUCAUCAAAGAAGCUUCACAGGAACCAUGCAAAGCCUGACAGAGUCACGAAAAUUAUGGUCUACAAAGCUUAGUAGUGCUGGCUUGGUAUACUUACAUUUUGGUCAUAGAGUACUAUCUGAKAUAAUAGGAUUUCCUGUAAACGAUCCUAUCACUGAUAAAAUAUAUGACAAAGUGUAUAUUAACUUUAUUGAAGAAGUAGAUGCAAUUGAUAAUGGUGUCCAUCAAACUGACAGUGAUCCAAGAUACGAAAUUACGACACAUUUGAGUGCAAGAGUUGGUGGACUUAAUCCAAGAUGGAAUGAUAUUGAUCCACAACCUGAUGCACAAUUCCAUAAGGCAUUGCAGAUGGCUGGAGCUGAGUUUUUGGACAAGGUUUUAUACUACAAAAACAGUUGGCUUCCAGCAAGGGACUUGGUUGAGAAAGCUAUCAARCAAAGACAUGAGGUCGAUAAAAGUGGUGAAAUAAUAGAAUUGGCAAGUGCAGGAUGUCCAUGGAAACAGCACCUUUUUGAACUUGAAGAACCACUUGAAGUUGAAAAACCAAUMAAAUUUGUAAUUUAUUCAGAUAACAGUGGGAAGUGGAGAGUCCAGUGUGUCCCUGUUAGAGCACAUUCAUUUGAAAACAGGUUAAGUUUAUUAGAAAAGUGGAGAGGAAUUCGAGAUAAUGAACUGUCACAAUUGAGUGGUAUUCCUGGCUGUGUUUUUGUGCAUGCAAGUGGUUUCAUUGGUGGUAAUGAAACAAGAGAUGGUGCUCUCCAAAUGGCAAGAAAAACAUUGUCAGAACAAUAGGUAAAAAAAUAGUCCUAAAACUCAAGUACUCCUUCAGCAAAUGUCAAGUGCCUGCAAGUGCCUUAAUUAUCAUUCAGCUCUGACAAAUCUUUACUCAAUAUUGUCAAGCAAAGUGAACAAAAAGGUGAACAAAAAGCUUAUACAUGUGGACUACUGGUACAGUUGAUUCCUUUAUCUCCAGAAUAUUUCUCUGAGCAAAAUGCAAUACAAAAAUGAUGCCAGUAGAGAACUGUUGCAAUAAUAUCAAGAUGCAAGGGAGGCAUAUAUAUUGUCACUGGCAUUCUAUUUUUAUAAAACUUAUAUUUUAUAAAAAUUAAUAUAAUUUGUCAUACACAAAUGUUUAGUGAAAACGUAUUUACUGACAUUAAAACUCCAAUAUAAUAGAGUGCAUUUGCAUGUAACAUAUAGAGGAUAUUACAUGGGCGCAUGGAGAUACAGAUUUUAUCUUCGAGUGUUGAAAAGAUCUCUCACGUGUGAGCAUAGCAAACGAGUGAGAGAUUUUCAACAUGACAUUGAAGA